Lactuca sativa (garden lettuce) is the source of this 1585-nucleotide messenger RNA. RefSeq lists its product as uncharacterized. Gene Ontology annotation, biological process: lipid metabolic process. Lineage: Eukaryota; Viridiplantae; Streptophyta; Magnoliopsida; Asterales; Asteraceae. The record is from RefSeq and is a predicted model, not a curated record.
GAAAGAACCUCCACCACAUACCGGCUAGCUAGGGUCACCGUCAUAUGCUCCUCAAUGCAACAGUCUGUCGGAGCCUUUUUGGGUCCGAAUAAUCUUUACUUUACUCUCAAUCAACUACCCCAUGAUCUAAACUCUUUGAUUUAAUACGCAUGUUUCAUGUUUGUCAUCCCUACAAAACCCCAAUUUUUACCCCUGAAUUGCAAUUGCUUCAAUCCAGGGUUUCAAUCACCGCAUCCCAAGUUAUUGUCCGUACCAACUACUAGUUGUCCAGAAAUGGACUUGAUUCCCAAAUUGGGGAAAUUGUUUUUUGUUAGCCAGCAGAUUAAGAACAAUCAGGCGGUGGAAGUAAUCGAAUCCGAUAAUAAUGCUGUUAGCUGUAAAGAUGGUUUCGAUGCCGUGUCGUCUGGAACAAAAGUUCAACCUGAUCACCUUGUAAUCAUGGUUAAUGGAAUCAUUGGCAGUGCUACAGAUUGGGGAUACGCCGCUAAGCAAUUCGUCAAGAGACUUCCUGAUAAAGUUGUUGUUCACUGCAGCGAGUGCAAUUCAUCCACCUUGACUUUUGAUGGGGUUGACCGAAUGGGUGAAAGGUUAGCAGAAGAGGUAGUUGCAGUGACUAAAAGGUGGCCGGAGGUGUCAAAGAUCUCAUUUGUAGCACAUUCAUUGGGUGGUUUAGUUGCAAGAUAUGCAAUCGGAAAACUUUAUGAGAAUUCCAAAUGCCAUGAACAGAUUUAUGAAGAUAGAAUUGCAGGUUUACAACCAGUUAAUUUCAUAACAGUUGCAACUCCACAUCUUGGUUCUAGAGGACACAAACAGCUUCCAUUACUUUGUGGUGUUCCUUUUCUUGAAAGAAGUGCAUCACAAACUGCACAUUGGAUAGCUGGAAGAUCAGGGAAGCAUCUUUUUCUCACUGAUAAUGAUGAUGGAGAACUUCCACUUCUUCUUCAAAUGGUUAAUGACACUAAAGACAUUAAGUUCAUCUCUGCUUUAGGAUCUUUCAAGAGACGUGUAGCGUAUGCUAAUGCAAAUUAUGAUCACAUGGUUGGAUGGGGAACGUCAUCUAUUCGUCGCCAACAUGAACUUCCAAAUUCAAAUCUUCUUUUGGAAGAUGAGAAGUAUCCACAUAUUGUUUACGUGGAGCAAGAUCAACAAGAAGCGAAUGAAGCAGUUCAAAAGGAGACGCUUUCUGUAGUUUCACCUGAAAAUUUUGAAGAGGAGAUGAUUAGAGGUCUUACUCAAAAACCCUGGGAACGUGUUGAUGUUAGCUUCCAAAACAGUACACAAAGAUAUGUUGCACAUAGUACUAUUCAGGUGAAGACGUAUUGGUUAAAUUCUGAUGGAGCGGAUGUGGUUCUCCAUAUGAUAGAUAAUUUCAUUGUUUAAAAUAUGCUUCGAAAGGUAUUUUCGGGAUUUUACUUUUCUUUUUUGUGUUGCGCACCCAGAACAUUUGUCAAGUAAGUUGUAUAUAUUAUGCAAUUCUUGAAUUUUGGGGAUGUUGCUGCAUUCUUUUGUCUCUCAUGCAUAUUCAUUUUGUGUAUAAAUUGUUGUCACUUUUAUUUGAUUAAUUAAAAGAAUUUUGUUCUUUCAA